Messenger RNA from Anthostomella pinea, 1566 nucleotides. NCBI's taxonomy places the organism in Eukaryota, Fungi, Ascomycota, Sordariomycetes, Xylariales, Xylariaceae. The record is from the annotation of a GenBank genome assembly.
AUGGCUCUCCAGGACUACACCAGCAGUGGUCUAGCUUACGCUAUGUCGCUCAUCACUUCCUCGGUUCUCAUAUACGCGGGCUACCUCAUACUCCUCCAUCCUCUACGCAAGUUCCCUGGGCCGCCGCUUGCCAGAGUCACCGAUUGGUUUGCUGGCCUCCACGCCUUCAAGAAGGACCUACAUCUGGAAAUCCUGAGAACCCACGACAAAUACGGGUCGGUUGUCCGAUUCGGGCCGAAUCGACUGCUCUUCAAUACUGUGACGGCUUAUACAGAAAUCUAUCAGAACGAUCGAGUCUCCAAGUCGCACACCUACGGGUCUGCCGUUCGGAACAAUGUCGAUAACGUCCUCACCGCCCGCGAUAAAAGCCUGCAUCAAACCAAGAGGAAGAUGAUCGCUCCAGCUCUGUCGGAGCGAGCUGUCAAGUCUUUCGAGCCGUCCAUGACCGAGCAUGUUACGGUGUUCCUGAAGCAAAUCCUCAAGGCCUCGCAAGUUUCCGAGCCAGUCAACGUGUCAGAACGAGCCAAAUACAUUGCUCUGGACAUCGUGACUCAGCUCAGCUUCGGCUACGCCCUUCAAGCCCAAACGAGUGACGAGAAUCGCUUCGUAUCGAAAGCCUUGGCUUUUGGACUCUAUCGGAACAACGUCUGGCACCAUCUCUUCUUCCUCUCCAAGUUUUGGGUCUAUAGCAUAUUGGACCGGGUCUUCUUCGAGUAUCGGGAAAGAUACUCCCAGCUGCUGGACAAGAUGAUAAAAUCGCGCAUGGCCCGUGGAACGAACGAUGAACGCGACUUCUAUUCCUUCCUUGCUGAGCUCGACCCGGAUCACGCAGCCAAUGUGCGGAAGAGCGGACUUUGGUGGGAAGCUCAUUUCCUUGUCAUUGCAGGGUCAGACACCUCGGCGACGACCAUAGCCGCCACUCUCUUCUAUCUGUCUCGGAACCCUCAAUGCUACCAACAGCUGGCCAACGAAAUCCGCUCCACCUUCGCAUGCACGCAGGACAUCAAAGGCGGGCCUCGGUUGGCGGGUUGCCACUACCUCCGUGCGUGCAUUGACGAAGCCCUGCGGUUGGCGCCCCCGGUCCCCGGAACACUAUGGAGAACACAAGACCCGGACGAUGACCAGCCCCUGGUUAUCGACGGACAUGUCGUACCCAAGGGCACCAUCUUUGGUGUGAGCUCGUAUGCGAUCCAUCACAACGAGGCAUACUUCCCGGACCCAUUUGCUUUCAAGCCGGAACGGUGGCUCGAGGAGCAUCCUGCGGGGGCCAAGCACUUGUCUAAUGCCUUCGCGGCCUUCUCAGUCGGUGCUCGUGGCUGUGCAGGAAAGGCCAUGGCCUAUCUAGAACUCCGCCUCGUUCUAGCGAGAACGCUGUGGUACUUUGGCUUUGAGGCGGCAUCCGGCUCACUUGGGGAAGUUGGGGGCGGCAGGGCGGGUGGCCCCUCGGGCAGGGAGAGGCCGGGCGAGUUCCAGGUGGAGGAUAUCUUCACCGCGCGACACGACGGUCCCUAUCUCGUCUUCCAUCCUCGAGGAGAACUGUGGAAAGAACUGGAGUCGCCAUCUUGA